AUGGGCGAUCCUCUGGAGAGGCUGGGAUCGGAGGCCAUAGGGCUUGAAUCGAGCAUCAAGGACGACCUCUCCAUGGAGAUCGAUCCUCCUUUCAAAGAGAACACGGCCACAGCCGACGACUGGAGAAAGGCGCUCAGCAAGGUCGUCCCAGCCGUCGUCGUUUUGAGGACAACGGCGUGUCGUGCCUUCGACACUGAGGCCGCUGGUGCUAGCUAUGCCACUGGCUUUGUCGUCGAUAAGCGCCGCGGGAUCAUCCUCACCAAUCGCCAUGUUGUCAAGCCUGGACCUGUAGUUGCAGAAGCCAUGUUUGUGAACCGUGAAGAAGUUCCAGUAUACCCUAUAUAUAGGGAUCCGGUACAUGAUUUUGGCUUCUUUUGUUAUGAUCCUGGUGCAAUACAGUUUCUUAAUUAUGAAGAGAUUCCUCUGGCCCCUGAGGCUGCUUGUGUUGGUCUAGAAAUCAGGGUUGUCGGUAACGAUAGUGGUGAAAAGGUUUCUAUUUUAGCUGGUACUCUUGCUCGUUUGGAUAGAGAUGCUCCUCAUUACAAAAAGGAUGGUUACAAUGACUUCAAUACAUUCUACAUGCAAGCUGCAUCUGGCACAAAAGGUGGUUCCAGUGGAUCUCCUGUGGUUGAUUGGUUAGGCAGGGCAGUGGCCUUGAAUGCUGGUAGCAAGUCAUCAAGCGCUUCAGCUUUUUUUUUACCCUUAGAACGAGUUGUGAGGGCAUUGAAGUUUCUCCAGAAGGGCAGAGAUUCCUUUGUCAAUAAAUGGGAGGCAGUCUCUAUACCUCGUGGUACGCUUCAGUUAGUUCGUCAUGCAUCUCCCCUGGGUGAAACUGGGAUGCUUGUUGUUGAGAAUGUGGUACCUGGUGGUCCAGCUUACAAGUGUUUGGAGCCAGGUGAUGUUCUUGUUUGCAUGAAUGGGGAAGUAAUUACCCAAUUCCUGAAAAUGGAGACCUUACUUGAUGACAGUGUUAAUCAAAAGAUUGAAAUGCAAAUUGAAAGGGGUGGCAAACCAUUAACUGUAGAUUUGGUGUGCAGUGGCCAGGAUUUGGUGCAAUGUUCUGUAAUUCUUAAUGGAGGUGCUGCAAGAUAUAUGCUCUUUAGAGCUGGAGUUCCUCGCCAUGCUAUCAUUAAGAAGUUUGCUGGUGAGGAAAUAUCACGACUUGAGGAUCUAAUUUCAGUUCUAUGCAAGCUAUCUCGGGGUGCUCGAGUGCCAUUAGAGUAUAUAAGCUACAUGGAUCGUCAUCGAAGGAAGUCAGUCCUGGUCACGGUUGAUCGCCAUGAAUGGUAUGCCCCUCCACAGAUAUACACACGUGAUGAUUGUACGGGCCUUUGGACUGCCAAGCCUGCUUUUCAACCUGAUGCUAUUCUGCUAUCAUCUGGUAUCAAUGGUCUCGGAGGUACAGGAAGCCAAGCAGGUCCUCUAAGUAGUGAGGUCAUUUCUGUGGGACACAUACAUCGCGAUAGCCACGAGGAAUUGACUGAUGGCGUCGCUAGUAUGGAAACCAGUUAUGAGCAUGCUUCUGAAGGAGCACAUUCUCGGGAUGAAUUUGAUGCUGGAACAAAGAAGCGGCGAUUAACCUGGAGGAUCCAAAUACCAUGGAGAAUGCUGUUAUGGGAGAUUUUCAAGCUGCAAAUGUAG
Molecule: messenger RNA, 1641 nt
Organism: Prunus armeniaca (apricot)
Lineage: Eukaryota; Viridiplantae; Streptophyta; Magnoliopsida; Rosales; Rosaceae
Source: the annotation of a GenBank genome assembly